Messenger RNA from Lactuca sativa (garden lettuce), 660 nucleotides. RefSeq names its product small ribosomal subunit protein eS25. Lineage: Eukaryota; Viridiplantae; Streptophyta; Magnoliopsida; Asterales; Asteraceae. The record is from RefSeq and is a predicted model, not a curated record.
CCCGCAAAGUUAUCCAAGGCCUUCAAAACCCUAACUAUAAAUAAACAUAGAAACAACAUGCUUGAGCGCAGCUUCUUUAUUUUCUGAACAUCGAAACUCUAGGAGAGCUACAGAUCAUCAGAUUCCAUGGCUCCCAAGAAGGAAAAGGCCCCCCCGCCGUCGUCUAAACCGGCCAAGUCUGGUGGUGGAAAGCAGAAAAAGAAGAAGUGGAGCAAGGGAAAGCAAAAGGAGAAGGUGAACAACAUGGUGCUUUUUGAUAAGGCAACAUAUGAUAAGCUUCUUUCUGAAGCUCCAAAGUUCAAGCUCAUCACUCCUUCCAUCUUAUCAGACAGAUUAAGGAUCAAUGGAUCAUUGGCAAGAAAGGCAAUCAAGGAUUUGAUGGCAAGAGGUGCAAUUAGGAUGGUAUCUGCACAUGCUAGUCAGCAAAUCUACACCAGGGCCACUAAUACUUGAGAGAUGAAAGGACUAUUAGUUUUUCUGAGACAAUGUCAAGUCAAGGCAUGUUUUUUGUCAUUUUUCUGCCUCUAGUUUCUUGUUUAUUGUAAGAUUAAGUACCUUUUAUGCCAUGCUUUUUUCAUUUUAAAAUGUGCAAAUGCCAUAUUGUGAGAUUCAAAUGUGCAUUUAUGCUGACCACAAUUGAGAGAAGCUUAUAUUGAACAA